AUGUAUAAUGAAGAAAACUCUUCAAAUACUAAUAGUAAUCUAUCUACAGAAUUGUCUAUAGACUUUACCCAAGAUCAAACUAAUAUGAGUUUACCAAACUUAUAUAAUAAUCCAUCUAUGGAAUGGUCUACAAAAUUUAAUCAAGACCAAACUAAUAAUAAUGUUCUAACUACAGAAUUAUCUAUAGAUUUUACCCAAUAUCAAACUAAUAUAAGCUUGCCAAACACUUAUAAUAAUCCAUCCAUAGAACAGUUCACAGACUUUAGUCAAAAUCAACCUAAUAAUAAUCUUACAGAAUGGACUACAGAUACUAUAGAUUUUACUAAUAAUUCACCAUUUAUGGAAUGGGGUUCAGGCUUUACGCCAUAUCAAAUUAAUACAAAUUUGCUAAAUAUAUUCAAAAAUUCUAUUAUAGAAUUACCCGUAGGCGUUGCUCAAAAUAAUGAAGAUCAAAUUAAUCAUGAUCUAUCUAUAGAACAGACCGAAUUCUUUACCCAAGAUCAAACUAAUACAAAUUCGCUAAAUAUUCAUAAUUCAGAAAUUACUCAAUGUCAUGAAAAUAAUACUUUACAACAAUAUAAUGCAAAAUCAGUUAAAGAAAAUAAGCGCCCAGUUUCACUUGUCUCUAGGCGUAAAAAAUAUACAAGUAAGAAGUGCGAGAAAUGUAAUCUCCGAAAACCUCAUUAUGAUGAAUAUUCUAACCAAUGUAAAGAUUGUUAUCGGGCCUCAUUACGGGUCUUGAGUGAAUUUAUUCCGUAUAACCGAUUUAUUAAUAUUGAAUAUCUUGCUAAAGGAGGCUUUAGUGUAAUACAUAAAGCAACAUGGGUUGAUGGGCCUAUUGCUCGUUGGAAUCCUAAAAAGCAAAAAUAUGGCCGAAAAAGAAAUUUUGAUGUUGCUCUUAAAGUUCUUAAUAAUUCUAAUAAAAUGGAUUCUGACUAUUUAAAUGAGUUGAAAAACUUUUUUCAUUGUAUAAAAAACGAAGCUAAACGUGAUGUCAAAAAUGUCCAUCAAUAUAUUGGGAUUACGCAACAUCCCGAAACAAAAAAUUAUAUAAUAGUUAUAGAAUUUGCGCAAAAUAGGGACCUACAUCAUUUUUUAAAUAAAAACGCAAAUUCAUUAUCUUGGAUAGAAAAAUUAAAACUAUUACAGAACAUUUCAUACGGACUAGAACAUAUUCUUAAUGGUCUUCGCCCAAAAAUUCCAAUUGACAUUCCACACGAAUUAGUUAAAUCAAUAGAAAAUUGCUGGCAUCCAGAUCCGGACAAAAGAAUUAAAGACGAUUCAUAUUAUUGGGGAUUGAGUAAUCUUAGUGAAAUCAUUAAUAAAGCAGAAGGAGGAGAAAUAAAAUUUUCAGAAAAUAAAAGUGCAAUUAUUUCACCAAAUAAAAUGAACGAACAAGGAAUUUAUUCCAGCCGACCAUUAACACCGUUAAUUAGUAAAGCAUUGACUUUACAAAGUAUGAAACUAAAUAGCAACGCAAUUACAG
Messenger RNA from Cetraspora pellucida, 1486 nucleotides. The record is from the annotation of a GenBank genome assembly. NCBI's taxonomy places the organism in Eukaryota, Fungi, Glomeromycota, Glomeromycetes, Diversisporales, Gigasporaceae.